AUGGAUCUUCUCCUUUUUGGAGAUCAAACUUCCAACUCGCUGUCGUUUCUGCGGCAAGCAGCAGCAUCCAGAGAAACCUCCAUCAGUGAUGUAUUCCUUACCCAAGUGUCUUCACUACUGCGGGCGGAAAUCGAAAGGCUGCCCUAUGACUGCCGAUCACAGAUUCCACAAUAUGUCAAAAUUCUUGAUCUCAUCGCCUCAUAUCAGGAACAUGAUCUCAAAAUUCCCGAGUUGGAAGCAGCAUUCCUGACGAUAUCUCAGAUUGCUUGGUAUAUCAAGUAUUGCGAGAACAAUCCGCAAGAAUCAGUCAGUAGAUGGCGGUGCGUUGCUAUAUGCACUGGAUCGCUAGCUGCAGCAGCCAUUGCUUCGUCCGUGUCCCUCCACGACUUGACCAUCUUAGGAGUGGAAGCUGUGAAAGUAGCGUUCCGGGCUGGUACUUGCGCCAGCAUCAUUGGCCAUGCUGAAGAAGAGAGUAGCUGCAGCUGGUCCACCCUGAUUACCGAUAUCUCUGCCGAGACUGUACAGAUCUCCCUUGACGAAUUUCAUGCCAACGCAAGCGUCCCCAAAUCUCGGCAGGCGUACGUCAGUUGUAUCGGCCCGAACUCUGUCACGAUCAGCGGUCCACCCAGUGUCACUCGAAGUCUCUUCAAAACUUCAUCUGAGCUGAAAAGUAAUACAAGAAUGAUACUUCCAGUAUACGCGCCCUACCACGCGAGACACCUUUUUCAGCAGGAAGACAUCAAAGGAAUUCUGGAUGAUGAGACACUUGCAGUUUUGAAACGGUUCCGCUCCACCGGGGAAGUCUAUUCAACGGUGACAGGCAGAUGUCACGAAUCCUCAGACACUGCAGAACUCUUUGCUAUUCUCCUUGACGACAUGCUCUGUAAGCCAGUUAAAUGGAAACAAGUUAUUGAGGCGAUCACAAUAGACUACAGCGCGGAUUCAAAGACAUGUAGGUUACUAGCGGUCGGUCAGAACGCCUUUUCUAGCGGUCUGAUAUCUUCACUCAAAGCCUCGGGUGUGGACGUCACAUCUCUCGACAAUCCGCGAAACCUCUCAGGCACUGAGGGUCUUAAACUUUCAGAAUCACAGAGUAAUAAAAUCGCGAUUGUUGGGAUGGCUGGGCGCUUUCCGAACGCAGCCAACCAUGAACAAUUGUGGGAGCUUCUCAUCCAAGGCCUGGAUGUCCACAAGGAGAUCCCCAAAGACAGAUUUGACGCACACGCACACUAUGAUCCGUCAGGAAAGGAAAAGAACAUAAGUCAUACUCCGUACGGGUGCUUGAUCGAUGAGCCUGGACUGUUUGAUCCCCGAUUCUUCAAUAUGUCUCCCCGAGAAGCAGCACAAACCGACCCUAUGGCCCGUCUAGCACUAGUCACGGCAUAUGAAGCGCUUGAAAUGUCUGGCUUCACGCCAAACAGGACGCCUUCGAGUCAACUCAAUCGUAUCGGUACAUUUUACGGCCAGACUUCCGAUGAUUGGAGAGAGAUCAACGCCGCUGAAAAUAUCGAUACCUACUUUAUCACGGGCGGUGUGAGGGCUUUCGCGCCGGGGAGGAUCAAUUACUACUUCAAAUUCGGAGGUCCGUCCUACAGUAUUGAUACAGCUUACUCGUCAAGUCUUGCAGCAAUUCAGCUUGCUUGUACUUCAAUUCUAGCUGGGGAAUGCGAUACUGCCUGUGCUGGUGGUGUCAAUAUCCUCACGAACCCUGAUAUAUUUGCGGGUUUGAGCAAAGGUCAAUUUCUGUCGAAGAAUGGUCCUUGCAAAACAUUCGACAACGAUGCAGACGGAUACUGCCGUGCUGAUGGGUGUGGUACACUCGUCUUGAAGCGGUACACGGAUGCUGUUGCUGACAAUGAUAACAUCUUGGGCUGCAUUCUAGCAUCGGCUACCAAUCAUUCAGCCGACGCUAUUUCCAUCACUCACCCUCAUGCUGGAGCCCAAGAAUCUCUAUACAAGCAGGUCCUGGCAACCGCGAAUGUAUCACCGGAUGAUGUUACUUAUUGCGAGCUUCAUGGUACCGGCACGCAGUCAGGAGAUCAUAUAGAGAUGGAGUCGAUUACGAAUGUGUUCGCUUCAGAAAUAACACCUCGUCGGCCCACAAACACUCUUUACCUUGGCUCUCUGAAAGCCAACAUUGGCCACGGAGGAGCUGCUUCGGGCUUUAGUGCCAUGGUAAAAUGUUUGUUGAUGUUGAGAGACGAUACGAUACCACAGAAUGUCGGCAUUAAAGGCAUCAUCAAUCAGACAUUCCCGCCGGAUCUUCAAGCACGAAACGUCAACAUACCCCUCAAGAAUGUGCACUGGCCGAAGUCGCAGCAGAAGAAGAGGACAAUCAUGGUCAACAACUUCAGUGCCGCAGGUGGGAAUACUGCUGUGAUCCUGCAAGAAGCCCAAAAUCCACCCGUCUCUACAAUGCCCGACCCAAGAGAUGCUCACGUUGUUUCUGUCUCUGCGAGAAGUAGAGGGGCAUUGAAGCGGAACCUUGCAAAUCUGAUAGCAUACAUUGACGAGCAUCCACAAACACAUCUCUCCAGUCUUUCCUACACCUCCACUGCGAGGCGCAUGCAGCAUAACUAUCGGAUUGCUGUAUCUGUGACCAGCCUGGCUAAGGCGAGAGAAGCACUUUUGGCUCGUGUCAACGAUGAGCAUCAGCCCAUGACAGUGACCGGUGCAAAGGUUGUGCUGGCUUUUACAGGCCAAGGAACAAAGUACUCGGGGCUUGCAAAUUCUCUCUAUACAACUUUGCCUAGCUUCAAGACUUCGAUCGAUCGAUUGAAUCGAUUUGCCCAGACAGAAGGCCUUCCAUCAUUUCUACCGCUGAUCACAGAGAACAACAUCUCGCAACUAUCACCAAUUAUUCUUCAAGUUGGCUUGGCUUGUAUUCAAAUCUCUCUGGCUAAGAUGUGGGAGUCUUGGGGAAUCAAACCAACAGCUGUAAUCGGGCACAGUCUUGGAGAGUACGCCGCACUUCAUAUCGCUGGAGUCAUCUCUGCAAAUGAUAUGGUACGGUUGGUUGGGCGUCGUGCGCAACUAAUAGUCGACCACUGUUCUCCUUCGAGCCACGGUAUGCUGGCCGUCAAGGCAAACAAAGAGACGAUUCGCGAUGUUCUUGGGGUCCACAUGCUUGAAAUUGCAUGCAACAAUGGUCCUUCUGAGACUGUACUUUGCGGGACCGUGGAAGCCCUUGAGGCCACCGCCAAGAAGUUGGCAAGGUCAGGGCUGAAGUGCACACUAUUGAAUGUCCCUUACGUCUUUCAUUCUGCCCAGAUAGACCCGAUACUGGAUGGAUUUCAAGACUUUGCCAGCAGAAUUGAAUUCCGCAAGCCAGAGAUUCCCUUCUGUUCGACUGUCACAGGAAAAGUCAUCUCGACUUCGAAACAUGUUGGACCUGAGUACCUCACCAGACAUGCUCGUCAAACAGUAAACUUUACUGGGGCUUUGCACAGUGUAGUUGUGGACGGUCUGGUUGACGGAAAAACUGUUUGGCUCGAGGUCGGAGCCCAUCCUAUCCUCGCCGCAAUGAUCAAGGCCACACUCGAUUGGGCACCGAGGGUUUUCCCGUCACUGAAGAAAACAGAGUCUGCAUGGCAAACGAUCAGUUCCAGCAUUUGUGGUCUUCAUGAAAACUGGAGCAAGCAUCAAUUUCAACGAGUUUCAUUCAGAGUUCAAAAGUUUUCAGCGCCUUGUGGUUCUCCCCACAUAUGCUUUCGACAACAAAACUUACUGGCUCGACUAUCACAACAACUGGUGUCUUACUAA
This is a messenger RNA of Cadophora gregata, 3762 nucleotides long. RefSeq lists its product as uncharacterized. Gene Ontology annotation, molecular function: fatty acid synthase activity. Gene Ontology annotation, biological process: secondary metabolite biosynthetic process; fatty acid biosynthetic process. The record is from RefSeq and is a predicted model, not a curated record. Lineage: Eukaryota; Fungi; Ascomycota; Leotiomycetes; Helotiales; Ploettnerulaceae. Bases 1 to 3762 code for a protein of 1253 amino acids. The transcript is spliced from 3 exons.